UGGCCCAGUUCUAACCGGCAAUCCAGACGCAACUCGAAGCAAGCACCUUCUGACCUUUCUCUUGCCUUCUUCGCUGCUUCGCCUGCAUCCGGUCCCUUCCCUCCUCCCAGUUCCGGCCACACCCUGAUGGCGGCGAUGGACGUCGACGCCGGCGGCGGCGGGGAGGGGCGCCCAUCGGCAAAGGAGCUCUUCAGCGCCGCGGAGUCCGGCGACGCCUCCGCGCUCGCCUCCCUCACCCCCACCGACCUCUCCCUCCGCAACGAGGACGGCCGCUCCCUCGUCCACGUCGCCGCCGCCGCCGGGCACCCCCAGGUGGUGCUCGCGCUCCUGGAAGCAGGUGGCGGCGCUGCGGCGAGCGUCCUGAACGCCAAGGACGAGGAGGGGUGGGCGCCUAUCCACUCCGUGGCCAGCACCGGCAACGCCCAGAUCGUCGAAAUCCUGCUUGAGCGAGGUGCUGAUGUUGACCUGACUACUGAUGGUGGUCGAACUGCUCUUCAUUAUGCUGCAAGCAAAGGGAGGCUUAACAUAGCUGAGAAACUAAUAGCACAUGGUGCAAAAGUCAACAAGAAAGACAAGUUUGGUUGCACGCCCUUGCAUAGAGCUGCAAGCACUGGAAAUGCUGAACUGUGCGAAUUCCUCAUCGAGGAAGGUGCUGAGGUUGAUGCUGUUGACAGGAUAGGACAAACGCCUCUGAUGCAUGCUGUUAUAUGUGAGAACCAAGGGGUCGCUUUUCUGCUAAUUAGACAUGGUGCUGAUGUUGAUGUUGAGGAUAAGGAAGGCUAUACUGUCCUUGGUCGAGCAUCUAACAGCUUGAGACCUGCACUUAUUGAUGCAGCCAAGGCAAUGCUCGAGGGUUAAUGCGGUGCUGCUCACAGGUAAUAGAAAAUGUGUGGGAUUGGAAAACUGUACUGAUCAGAAGUUUUGAGUGCGAAUUUUCUGUUACUGGAAGUUGUGAACAUGUUGCUAUUAACCAUGAGCAAAGUUUUGCCUCCCCUCUGCCCAUUUUUUAUGGUUAUGCUCUUUUCCCCCUGUGCCAUGAUAGGGCAGUCCGUGAGUGGCAACAAAUUGCCUUGCUGUAUUUCUUUCCCGGAUAUGGAUAGCGUAGAACUGUGCCAUACUUUCUAACAGUUGCCAUGAA
Messenger RNA from Panicum virgatum (switchgrass), 1138 nucleotides. RefSeq names its product 26S proteasome non-ATPase regulatory subunit 10-like. NCBI's taxonomy places the organism in Eukaryota, Viridiplantae, Streptophyta, Magnoliopsida, Poales, Poaceae. The record is from RefSeq and is a predicted model, not a curated record. Gene Ontology annotation, cellular component: nucleus; cytoplasm. Bases 127 to 858 code for a protein of 243 amino acids. The transcript has 5 exons. Gene Ontology annotation, molecular function: protein binding.